Molecule: messenger RNA, 5524 nt
Organism: Acanthochromis polyacanthus (spiny chromis)
Lineage: Eukaryota; Metazoa; Chordata; Actinopteri; Pomacentridae
Gene: gnpat
Product: glyceronephosphate O-acyltransferase
Exons: 17
Coding region: 163-2223 (686 amino acids)
Biological process (GO): ether lipid biosynthetic process
Cellular component (GO): mitochondrial membrane; peroxisomal membrane
Molecular function (GO): glycerone-phosphate O-acyltransferase activity
Source: RefSeq, a predicted model, not a curated record
GAUCCGGAAAAUGCCACGGAAAUACCACUUCACACGCCCAUGUGAACUUCUGUAGGUGCUGUCAUCAACUACGAAUGUUACAAUAAGUUGGUAACCUUAGUAUUCGUGCACGUAUUACUUCUUUGAAUGCAGCGUCCGAGUGUCUGCGCAGUGUGACAGAAAAUGGCAUCCGAAGCAGUUUAUACGCACAGAGAUCCGAUGCUGAAGAAAAGAGAUGACUUUGAGGACAUUUUGGAGGAGAGGAGGAACUCCAGUGACCUGAGAUAUGCCCUCAGAUGUUACACUCCCGUUCUUUACAAAGAAUUGACUCCCUGCAAAGCCAGCGAGCUGAAGAGCAUGGUGCUUCAGUCUGAUCAGCUGCAUUAUGUCAUCAGUCAGGUUUGUAAAGAGACAGGUAUGGCUGCAGAUGAAGUCCAGGUGGAGGCAGCAGCCAUCUUGGAGGAGAUGGCCCACCGCCUACAGCUCAGCACGGUCCGCUUCUUCGCCUUCACUCUUAGCAAAGUCUUUAAAACCUUGUUCAGGAGCAUCUGUGUCAAUGAGGAGGGCAUCCAGAGACUGCAACAGGCCAUUCAUGAGCACCCGGUUGUUCUCCUACCGAGUCACCGCAGUUACAUGGAUUUCCUGUUGAUGUCAUACAUCCUGUACACCUACGACCUGGCUCUCCCUGUCAUCGCUGCUGGCAUGGACUUCAUGUCGAUGAAGUUUGUUGGCGAGAUGCUGCGGAUGUCUGGAGCUUUCUUUAUCAGAAGGUCGUUUGGUGGAGACAAACUAUACUGGGCUGUGUUCUCAGAGUAUGUCAAGACUAUCCUCAAGAAUGGAUUUGCACCGGUUGAGUUUUUCCUGGAAGGAACCAGAAGCCGAACGUGCAAGUCUUUGACUCCAAAGUUAGGUCUGUUAAAUAUCGUGAUGGAUCCAUUCCUUAAAGGAGAAGUGUUUGAUAUUAGUUUGGUCCCCGUCAGCAUCACCUAUGAGAGGGUCCUGGAGGAGGCGCUCUAUGCCAGAGAACUGCUGGGUGUACCAAAGCCGAAGGAGUCCACUUCGGGUUUGUUUAAAGCCAGAAAGGUCCUCAGUGAAGACUACGGCAGUAUCCACGUGUACUUUGGUCAACCUGUGUCUGUCAGAAGUUUAGCUCAGAAAAGAGUGGACCGCUGCCAGUUCAACCUGAUACCAAGACACAUCCCCAGAAAGCCCGGUGCGGACAUCCACAGCUUUGUGAACGAUUCGGCCUACAGGCUGGUGCGGGCCCAGGAGGAGAACAUGGUCCUAAAGCCGUGGGUUCUUGUAGUCUCCCUGCUGCUCCAGAACCACCACCAGAACCAGGUGGCAGGGCAGAAGCAGGGGAUGGCACUGGAUGAGCUGACUGAACAAGCUGUGUGGCUCAGGGACCUCUCCAGGCAGUAUGGAGCCUUCCUCCACUGGCCCGACCAUGUUUCUCCUUCUGAGGUCGUUUCCUCCAGUCUUUCUCUUCACCGAGGUUUGGUGAGGAUCUCUGAGGGAUGGGUCCAGCUGGCAUCGGAACAAGCAGGAGGACAGACUGGACCAGGAGAGCCUCGCAGCGCUGUUCCUCCAGAAGAGGAGCUCUUGAACCAGGCUGUCAUCACACUUUCCUGCGCCUCCUACAGGAAUCAGGCCCUGCACAUCUUCCUCCGACCGGCCCUGCUCGCCUCCGCCAUCCACACUGCCUCCUCCAGCAACAAACAGGAGGUCUACAACAGCUUCAGCUUCCUGAGAAACAUGUUUUCCAAUGAGUUCAUCCUCUGCCCUGGAGCUACAGUGCAGGACUUUGAGGAGGCCUGUUUCCUGCUGGUGAAGACCGGAGCUCUGCAGAUCAACCAGCAGGAGUUUGUAGUAACCGAGAGAGGACACAGGACUCUGGCCUUCCUCACCAGCAUUCUAGAUCCCUUUUUACAAGGAUACCAGGUGGUGUGUAGGUUCCUGUGUGAAGACGCCACCGAGGCUCUGACAGAAAAACAGUUUGUUCCUGCUGUCCGGAAGUUCAUCAUCAAACACAUUCUGACAGGUAGACUACGAUACAUUGAGGUGUUGUCGUCGGACCUCCAGAAGAACAGUCUGGCGGCUUUGCUGAGACUCGGAGCUGUGCGGAAACUCAAAGGAGGAGAGGAGCAGGGGACUUUAAAGGUCAACAAGGUGAUGGUGAACUCAUUGGAAGACACUCUAGGAGGAAAACUCCCCACUCAGAAAGCUGUCGUCGCUCGCCUCUAAUUCGCUGACCUCAUUAACCAAAGGGGACUGAGGACGGUCAGCGGCGUGGGCCGACGUCGCUCUGCUCUACACGGUACGGUCCGAGUGGGCUCAACUUACCACAAAGACGAGCUUUCUAUGAGAGAUGGAACAAAAGAGUUGCCAUCUGGAGACAACUCGACCCCUUUUAUUGAGGUUUUCUUUAAUUUGACUGUCUCUCCUGCUCACCACUCUUUUCAAAAGGCAUUUUGUCUUUCUCAGACUCUUCUCUUAAAAACCUUUAUAUAAACCUACAUUAAAGCCGAUAAUGAGUGAAGCCUUUGAAGGUAUACUGCUAAGCUCCUUUGGCUCAUUCUGAAUUACUGACCUUUUGCUAUGAGCUGCCUUGUGAAAGCCUCCGAAUGUGCCAACUCCACUCAGAACAGGGGCCAUUUUCCAUUAAUGCAUUUGAUAUGUAUCCUCUAACACUCAGCUUGGCUUUUGUUUGUGUCCGUCUCAGUCUGCUCUUUUAUCUGAGCUUCGUUUUGUCAGCGUUUGACAUUAGUUGUUCGUCUGUCUUGUCUUUUUGGAGCACUUUAAUGAUUCAUUUAUGCAAAAAACGGUGUUAGUCUAUAUCUUAACUUUCUGUCUUCUAAUUUUGCUUUGAGUUCGUAUUUUAACGUUUGGUGAAAGUGAUUUUCUUGUGCACUGUAUAAGGUAAAGAGUUUUUAUGUUUGAGUUGCCAUAGACCCAAGAAUAGUCUAAACCAGGUGCCACAGUUGGAUUUAAAGCACCGUGGGUCAGCAUUGCCACCCACCUUCAGGCAUUUUGCCAACACUCCAAGCUACACGGACAAGCAGUACAUUUGUUUACACGAUGGAUAUAGUGCUGCAAGGAUAAUGUCAGUGUCAUUAAGUUGCCAAACUUCAUAUGAAUUGAAGUUACUGAAGCACUACCAGCGACGCCAAAGGAACACAUUUUUGCUCACUCUUUGGGAUAAUUUGUCAUGUUUUCAAGUUUAGAAUAGUUACUGAAGUUGCUAUAUACUGUAAGUUACUGAGUUUUUUUUUUAAGUCUAAAAAUAUGAAAGGUUUUGCUAUUAUUUAUAUGGAAGAAAAUGAUUUACACUUGAUAUGUUUGCUAUCAAAGAAAGGGCAAAAUAAGGAAAACUAUCAAAAUGGAAACUCAGAGUUGCAGCGAAUGCUGAUAAAGUGUCACUGUAGGAGAGGAGUAGGUUUUUCAAAGGAACCAUGCCAACAGAUGCUUUUAACUCUCAGGAUUAUACACUUAGCUGACGUAGUGAUGACAAGUGUGUGUGUGUGCUUUUUCAGACUUUCCAAAUUAAAACUAGUUCAGUUUAGAAACCCUCCCAUUGCAGUUAUUUAUUUGAUAAAACUUGUCUGUGCACUCCUGUUACCUUGAAAUCCCAACCCAGUGUCAGCAAAAGAUUGAGGUUGUACCGAAACAGACGAGCUGCUUUGCAGGCAAAGAAAUAACAUUCCUGGUUGAGUUAAACCUUGAGGCAAAACAAGGCCAAACAUCCACAAGUUCUCUGGCUUUAUCACCUCAGGCCAAAGGUUUGGCGGGCUUUGAUGAGAUUGCCUCAUUUUUGCUACAGAUGCAGUAACUCAGUUUUGGUUCUAAGGUAGCAUUUAUUUGCAUUCAAGCAUGUAUGAUUUAUGUCAAUUUUAACUUUAAACCUUGUGCAGGAAAUUUAGUUUUCAACUCUACAUGAAUAUCUUGCAGUAGUUUCAUACACUGAUGGUCUAUCAAGUGUAAAAUUAAAUUGAUUUGAGUCCUAAGCAAUGGAACCAACUGAAGGACCAGAUUUCAGAAUUUGAUGAUGCCGUUAAGAGAGUAUGAGCAUUCUUUUCAGUGUUAUCUGUUGAACUAAUUAAACAUGUUGGCUGAUUAGUUGUGUCAAUGGGACAAUAUCUUUACCUUUUCAGCACCUUUCUGUUUGUUUUUCUGACUGAUCCCAAAUGUUGAUUUGAAAUAUCCCUGAAACAAAUGAGGUGCAUGAGCUAAUUUGGUCUUUUGAACCAACAACAAGAGAGCGGUUGAUCUCACUGAGAGGUUGAGGGCUCUACGUGGGCUGAUACGGUAGCGACCCAUCAAUCACAAGGUCACCCUGCCCUAAAUAACUUGCCUCAUAACUAGCUGCCUCAUCAUCAACUUUACUCUAAAUCAGGGGUGUCAAGAUCCGUUCCUGGAGGGCCACUAUCCUGCAUGUUUUAGAUGUUUCCCUCUUCCAACGCACCUGAUUCAAAUGAUCAGGCUCGUUAUCAGGCUUCUGCUGAGCUUGAUGAUGAGCUGAUCAUUUGAAUCAGGUGUGUUGGAAGAAGGAAACAUCUAAAACACGCAGGAUAGUGGCCCUCCAGGAACUGAGUUUGACACCCCUGCUCUAAAUGUUACAACGUGAUGUUAAAUUUUAAAAUUAUGGUAUUAGGAAAGGUCUUGAAAGUGGCAUUUGUGACCUUAAACACACAUGAAAACAUUUACUGAGGUUACAAAUCAAGUGAGAAGUCGGGGCAUUUUGUCAUAGACAUCUAUACAUCAGACAUUUGUAAUCAGAACACUCACCCCCUGCUGGCUGUUAGAAGGAAUGCAGGUUUAAGGCACUUUUUAAAAAAAAUUAUAUUGGCCUAAAAGAUCCUGACCUGCUAUUUCAAAACUACUGUUGCUUCAGCUAAAAACAAACAAAAAAAACACAAAACCUACAAAGUCUCCCCCUCAAAUCAGUUACUCUGUUGUUUAUCCAUCUAUUCUUCCGAUUUAUCCACUUGAUCCUCUGUUGGGUUGCGGCGGCUGGAGCCUUUCCGAGCUAACGGUGGGCAAAAUAGUGUGCACCAUGGAGAGAACACUGGAGUCACUCACAACCAAUUUAGAACCACUAGUGAACCGACUACACCCACUAUGAACUGUGGAAGAAAGCCAAAGGAGGUGCUGUGAAGUGGACCACUGAAAUUUACCCUCCCUUUUAAAACUAGUCUAACCAGCCCUCAGCCUUUUUGCUUUCAUUAGUGUCAUUCGUCUAUUACGAAAUCUGUAAACUUUCAGUCUUCUUGGUUAACUCAACCACCAGCAAAGCAGCUCUGCAACAAAAAAAUGUCUGUAGAACAACAAUCUGUAAGUCAGCAUGGCAUCCAAAGUCUACAUUGUGCUAUAUUUGUGGUUGUGUUUUUUUUUUGUUUCUCAAAAUCUAUUAAGGCUUUUCUAUUAUGUCCAUAUAAUUGAUUUAUUUGUGUGUGGGUUGAACUAUGCUUAAGUGUACCGCCUUUUAGUACUGAGUGUACUGGCUGGUGAAUUACAAAAGCAUGUCAUUAAAGCAUUUUGAAAUACA